Molecule: messenger RNA, 5214 nt
Organism: Microbotryum saponariae
Lineage: Eukaryota; Fungi; Basidiomycota; Microbotryomycetes; Microbotryales; Microbotryaceae
Source: the annotation of a GenBank genome assembly
AUGCCCCUUCUCCAACGAUCCAGCUCGGCGUCCUACCCCACUUAUCAAUCCGCCGCUCGUUCGCCCGUCGCUUCCACCUCGACGUCCAGACUCGUUCAACGGGACGAGCAAGAUCAUGACGCGUCUGCGCCGAUGAGCAUGACCGUAGCGGUCGAGAAGGGCAAAGGAAGGGCAGUGGAGGAUAUGACUAUGGCUGGGAGUGGGUCGGGGAGUGGAGCCGGGGAUGGGGACGGGAGGCCGGUUGUGCAGAGGGUGAACAAGGUCGAGGUGUGGACCGUGCAGUGGAGGGAGCCGCAGCAUCGCAAGAACAAGACGUGGGAGAGGUGAGUGGGGAGAGUGGGGAUAGAUGAUAGUGCUCGGGCGGGAGCUGAUGGUGUUCGUUCGUAUGAACUUUAUGGGACGUUGUGGGCGUUAAUCGAAUUGAUGUUACCAGGGACGGGGUGAGCACUCGGAGACGAUCUGACCAAAGCCCGUCGCGAGAGGGCCGAAACUGACCAAGGCAUCUUCCUGCUGCUCCUUUGCAUCAUCUACAACCACCAAUAACCCGCUACCCACCACAGUUCCUCAUCAUCAAAGGAUCAUCAGCCACUCUGAGGGACGAGAAUGGAAAGACGUGAGUGACGAGGCUGGCGAAGAUUUUGAGCGAGCGAAAAAUGGUUCUGACUUGCCCAAACGAUCGUUCCACAGGCUCGGCUCAACGACGCUUUCUAUGCCCGUUGUGGCCGAGCUCGAGCUUAAAGUUGGUGGAAGAGAGUGCAAGGUGCGUCCACAUUGAUCUCACUGCCGAACCUCCAGAAGAGCAAAUUCUGACGGCUUCUUCGCACUUGCAGAUCGACGAUACCAUUACCUACGCCGAAUACGUGCGACAAUUCCAUGACUCGUCCAUCGUUGUGUCAGCUUACCCCAGCGCUGGAUCACCCUCGAUAUUGCGUGCGCCAAUGCCCGGGGCUAUCACGCCAGGGGGUGGAACCCCUCGAGCGCUACCGCGACCGACCCCGAGCAAACCUUCUGGACUGGCGAGCGUGAUGACUGCGACGAAAUUGCCCGUUGCAGACCAGGGUGCAAGGGUAAGAGAGGCAAUGUCAAUGGGAAUGGGGAUGGCGUCGGCUUCCAGUUCGGUGAUAGGGGUCAAGAGGCACACGAGCAGGGAGAACGAGGAUCCCAUCCGAGCUGUUGAUCACGAUAAAGGUACCGGAGGAUACGAGUCCGACUUGAAGAGGAUCAGGAGGGAGGAUGAGACCCAACCGGGAAGGAGGAUAGACGCGACUCGAGUGAUCGAUCGAACCAACGUCGAUGGGCCGAGAUUGAUGGCCACGCCACCAGCAGCGCAAGAGCCCGUCAAGAAGGCAGGGAAGGAGUACCUGGUCAGUGUAGCCUGAGGACCUUUCCUUGCAAGUAUAUCACCUCAAUUUGCGCCGGACUUGUUGCAGUGCCAAUAUCGGAAGUAUUCGACCAAAACGAACCCCACCUGGGAGGGGGACGGCGUAAGCAGCCAACGCUUCCCACCAGGACUGAUCGAGAGCCCGCUGACAGGGUCGUGCUCGUGGCUCACAUAGAUUCUGAUCGUCACCGGUACCUCUGGAUCACUCAAGGAUCGUGAGACGAGAAAGACGUGAGCGAUUCCAGUGGGCUUUGGGCGCUCUGAUGCACAUGAACUAAGGCUCCAAGCAUCGGUCGCAGCAUCACCAAUGGCGCCAUUGGGCCCAAGGUCCGACUCGAUCCGGAACAACAGAUCAACAUGGGCGGUUACACACUUGAGAUCGAAUCUGAAUUCACUGCAGCACCGACGGCCACCAUCCCGAUUGUCGCCCCGUCCGCUCGCCCCCCACCAGUCAGGAACAUGGCCUCUAUGAAGCCGCCAGCUCGACCACCGCCAUCGAUCUUCGACCCGAUCGCUGUCGCCGCCUCCAUACCUUCGAGCAACUUUUACAUACCUGGAGUGACCCCUCAAGCGAGCAAGGCUUUCCAAGAUCCGACGCAUGGAAUGGGAUCGGCUGGGAAAGGCAAGGGCAAGCCUGAGUUGGGUCCACAGCCGAGGUUCGAUCCCACCAAGGCCGGUGCAGUGGUGAUGAGACGACCUGAUGAGGAGCACGAAUUGGCUUAUAACAGAAAGUGAGUCACGCUGCAUGAAAAUCCCCGCGAAGCAAGUACUCACUGGCCGUAUUCGUUCGGUACGCGGCGGACUCAGGGGCUUGCCCGUGGUUGAUGUUGUUCUCGACCCACAACUGGGCGAUCGACUGCGGGACCAUCAAAAGGAGUACGUAAACAACUGGGUCCAGACGUAGAAUCGCUUGGUGUUCAUCUUGGGGCGUUGAUGGUGUCGCACAGAGGCGUCAAGUUCAUGUACGAAGCCGUGAUGGGCAUGCGUGGAGAAGGGCAAGGCUGUAUUCUCGCCGACGAGAUGGGACUCGGCAAAUCCGUCCAGGCGAUCAGUCUGAUAUGGACACUGCUGAGUGAGUCCAAGUCCGAGUCCAGGCCUGUUUCCCAUAUGGGAUGUCGGCCUGAGAGAAGACUUGAUUUCACAGAGCAAAACCCAUACUGGGGAAGCGGGACAGGCGUGAUACAACGCGCCAUGAUUGUCUGCCCCGUGACGCUCGUGAAGGUAGGUCCCUGGCGGCCUUCACUCGAGUAUGCAACCUCCCCGUUGCUGACCACAAUCCAUCCAACCAGAACUGGAGUCGCGAGAUACGUCUGUGGCUGGGCUACGACCUUCUCCGACCUUUCAUCGCCGAUUCCGGGGCCAACAUCAAGUCCUUCUGCGCGACCAAAUCCUACAACCUGCUCAUCAUCGGCUACGAGCGGGUCAGUCGCGAUAAAUGCUCUGUGUCGAGUAAAUUUGUUGCUAAAGCACGGCGCGUUCCCCAUGCAGCUUAGGACUGUUAUCGACGACAUCAAAGCUGUACAACCUCCGAUCGGACUGAUCAUCUGCGAUGAAGGUUUGUUAUAUAAUCCUCAAGACGUACUGGGACCUUGGACCCUGACACAAGCCCCUCACCUCCCUCAGGCCAUCGCCUCAAGUCCUCCGACGCCAAGAUCUCUAAAGCGCUGCGCUCCCUCUCCUGCAAGCGCCGUGUCAUCCUCUCGGGUACGCCGAUCCAGAACGACUUGCAAGAGUACCAUUCGAUGGUCGGUACGUAGAUCCAAUUCACCUUCUGAAUCCUGCACCAGCCGCUCAAUAACAAAACAUAACAUUUGAUGCGCACAGAUUUCGUCAAUCCGGGCUUGCUCGACUCGUAUUCUGUGUUCAAGAAGCGUGAGUCUGAGAACACGCGCCGCCAAGUGUUCAGAUUGCUCAAGUCUGGCGGCACAAUUUUGAAUCCACAGAUUUCGAGAAUGCGAUCAUCAAGUCGCGUGAGCCAGGUGCGAGUGCCAAGGACAAGAAGGUCGGCGAGGACCGCUCGAAGCAACUCACUCGUAUCGGGACGGCGUUCCUCCUCCGUCGAGCGGGCGACGUUAUCGCCAAGUACCUGCCUCCGAAACUCGAAUACACCGUCUUCAUCGCCCCCACGCCUCUCGAGGUUUCCAUCUACGAAGAGAUCCUCAUUGGGUCGGCUGCGAGGGCACUGCAAGAAGGCUCGAUCACGGAGCAAUUGUCGUUGUUGAUGGUUUUGAGGCAAUUGUGCAACACGCCUGGUUUGUUGAUGCAGUCGAUCGAACAGAACAAGAAGGUCGAUGCGCUCAAGAAGCCGGUCGUCGAGUUGCUCCGGAAGGCGGGGAACGAUUCGUACGAUUUCGCGUUGUCGGGUAGGUGAUCCUCUGCCUGACAUGGCGAUCCAACCAAACGGGCUCACUCACACAAUAGCAUGCGCCUCCCAGGUAAACUGCUCGCCCUCGGCACCCUCUUGCACCAACUGCGUUCGAUCCAAGGCGAAAAAAUCGUCGUCGUGUCCAAUUUCGUCCAGACGCUCAACAUCAUCGAGCGCCACUGUCGGCAGAAGAGGUACCCUUUCAGUCGAUUGGACGGCAACACGCCGCAAGCUGAGAGGAUUGCAUUGGUCGAGGCGUUCAACAGGGGCAAGAAUGCAACGAGUUGUGCGUGCUUCUCUGACGGCGUGUCGAGUGAAGGUCGCAGACUAAUUUUGCGGUACCACGACAGUCGUUUUUCUUUUGUCGAGCAAAGCGGGUGGAACGGGGCUGAAUAGUAAGUUGGGCUCUUUGAGGUCCUCAAGUUCGUGCGCCGCUGUGCUGACCCCUGCCCCGAUUAUUUAAAAAGUCACCGGAGCCUCCCGUCUCGUCCUCAUCGACAGCGAUUGGAACCCUUCGACGGAUCAACAAGCCAUGGCUCGCAUCCACCGUGAAGGGCAAAAGAAGCAAUGCGUGAGUUGGUCGACUGCUCCCAUUCGACCGCGAAAGACGGCACUGAGACACCUUCUUGUUGCAUCAGGUCAUCUAUCGCUUCCUCACGGCCGGUACGAUCGACGAAAAGAUCUUUCAACGUCAAGUCACCAAGAUGGGGCUGUCGACGUCGUUGAUGGUGAGUUUUUGCGCGGUUGUACACACGCAUCUGCCUCGAAGAAACUGAUGGUCGAACCUCGCAGGACGAUGGCCAAUCGGGUGGAGCGGGCAAGGCGGACUCGUUCACCCCUGAUGAUGUACGUUGCUCCUCACGGUAUUCUUAUACCACGCAACAUGGCUGACAUCUCGUUCUGGAUCGCGCAUGUCACAGCUGCGCAGCAUCUUCAAAUUGCACCAAGGCGUCGCGUGCCAAACGCACGACCUGCUCGGGUGCAAAUGCCACCUCGAUCUCGACAACGACGACGAAGAGGGCGCAGCUCGAAUGGAAGCCGACCUCGGACCAACUUUCGAAGACCCUUCCUCCUCCUUUCAAGCUUUUGAACCCCCGGGAUUCACUCAAGCCUCCCAAUUCCACGCCCUGGGUGGUGGUUUCGACCUCGAAACUGUCCAGCGCGACGAAUCGCGUCGAUUGGGGAUGUUGAACAAUUGGGCGCAUUACAAUUGUUGCGACGAAGGGUCCGUGGAUGAGAUUGAGGAUACGUUGUUGAGGUCGGUGGUUUAUCAGAGGGUUAUUGAGGCUGUGGAUGGGGCAGAGGGGAGUGUGCCGGAGGGGAGGGCGACGUAUAGGUUGAGAGGAGGUGAGUUUGUGGCAUUGGCCAAGGUGGCUUGCUCACACAUUCAUGAGCAAGGUGCUGACUACUGCAGUUAUGUUGUGCGAUAGGUCAAGUCGGAUUCGUGUUUGGUAAGAAGAGCGGUUAA